UUUGAAUCGUCAAAUAAUCAAUUCUAGUUUUCUAGAUACAAAUUUGAUAAUAAUAUAUUAAAAAAAACCCCGUCAAAGCAUUAGAAAGAAAAAAAAGAAUCUGAAAAAGUCCGACAGCAAAAAAUCACGUUCAGAAACCUUUAAAAAAGAAGGAAAAAAAGAGAGGAAAACUCCACCCUCCUUCCUUCCUUCCUCCUAUGGUCAGAGCAAGUAAGCUUUGAACAUUUCAGAUUUCCCUCUCACGAAAACCACCUGCAUAAAUACCUCACCUCCAAAGCAACCAAUCCAAAAUCCAAAUCCAAAAACAAGCAAAACUACAAACAAAAACAAAACCCAUUUCUCCCCCUUUCAGCCAUGGCUGCUGAAGGAAGAAGAAUCAGCCUCCUCUGUUUUUUCACCACCCUCCUCUGUUUUUCCCUCCAAACAUCCGAAGCUAAAGUCCGGCACUACAAGUGGGAAGUGAAGUACGAGUUCAAGUCCCCCGAUUGCUACCGAAAGCUCGUCAUCACCAUCAACGGCGGCACACCGGGACCCACCAUCAUCGCCCAGCAGAACGACACCGUCGUCGUCGACGUCAAGAACAGCUUGGGCACAGAGAAUCUUGCCAUCCACUGGCACGGAAUCCGGCAGAUUGGUUCGCCGUGGGCCGACGGGACCGAAGGCGUCACGCAAUGUCCCGUUCUUCCCGGUGACACUUUCAGAUACAAGUUCGUCGUUGACAGGCCUGGAACGUACCUGUACCACGCGCAUUACGGGAUGCAGAGGGAGUCGGGUCUGUACGGGUCGAUUCGGGUUUCGGUUCCAACCGGCGAGUCCGAGCCGUUUGCGUACGACUACGACCGAAGCAUCAUUUUGAACGAUUGGUACCAUAAGACGCCUUACGAGCAAGCUGCAGGGUUGUCUGCGAAGCCAUUCGUCUGGGUCGGAGAGCCUCAGUCACUAUUGAUCCACGGGAAAGGAAGGUUCAACUGCUCGACACCAGGACUAGGACUAGAACCCGCCACCUGCAACAACACAAACCCAGAAUGCUCCCCGUACACCAUGACCGUCGUCCCGGGAAAGACCUACCGGCUCCGAAUCGGCAGCCUGACCGCCUUAUCGGCGCUCAGCUUCCAGAUCGACGGCCACAACAUGACCGUCGUCGAGGCCGACGGCCACUACGUCGACCCAUUCGUCGUCCAAACCCUCUACAUCUACUCAGGGGAGACAUACUCUGUUCUGAUCCGAACCGACCAGAACCCGACCCGAAAUUACUGGAUCGCGACGAACGUCGUCGGCAGGAACCGCACCACUCCGCCGGGAAUUGGGGUUCUAAAUUACUACCCGAACCACCCGAAACGAUCUCCGCCCCCAAUUAACCUACCGAUCGCCCCGAUUUGGGACGAUCGGAGGCCUAGGGUGGAACAGAGCCGGGCGAUUCGGGCCCGACCCGGACACGUACACGACCCGCCCCGGAGUUCGGAUCGGGUAAUUGUGAUGCUGAACACCCAGAACGAAGUCGACGGGUUCCGCCGCUGGUCGGUGAACAACGUCUCCUUCAAUCUGCCCCACACGCCGUACUUAAUCGGGCUGAAGCACAAUUUGCUGCACACUUUCAGCCAGAUCCCGCCGCCGGAAGACUACGACCGGGCGAGAUUCGACGUUACGAGCCGGGCCAGGAAUUCGAACCCGAACGCGACGGUCGGCGACGGGGUCUACCGGCUGAAAUUCGGGUCGACGGUGGAUCUGAUCUUGCAGAACGGGAACACGAUGGUGCCGAACAACAGCGAGACACACCCGUGGCAUCUCCACGGGCACGAUUUCUGGGUUUUGGGUUAUGGGGAAGGGGAAUUCGACCCGAAGGAGGAUCCGAAGGGUUACAAUUUGGUGGAUCCGAUUAUGAAGAACACGGUGCCGGUUCAUCCGUACGGGUGGACGGCGCUGAGGUUCAAGGCGGACAAUCCUGGGGUUUGGAUGUUUCAUUGCCACAUCGAGUCCCAUUUCUAUAUGGGGAUGGGAGUGGUUUUCGAGGAAGGGAUUGAGAUGGUCGGGGAUUUGCCGGCGGCGAUCGGCGGGUGUGGAGAAACUAAAGGCCUCAAGCUCCAUGGGAAGCCAUAGGCUAAAUUUAUUUAUUUUUAAUCUGUUAUAGAUUCUUUGUUUUCAGUUUCUGAUUUGUUCGUUGUACGACGUAAAUAUUGAUGUUUGCGUUCUUAGUUCUCACUCUGGAUUAUAACUUAUCAGACCACCAUGGUGGGAAAAAAAUCAAAAAAUGAAAAGGGAUAGAUUACAAUAAUACAACUUAUCAGACCACCGAUGGUUACUGACCUAUCAGUAAAUACACGGGAACCGUAGAUCUGGGGAUGGAGCAAUCGGGUGGUUGGCUGGACACGGAGGUGGGGAGGGACAUUUUUGUCCGUUUUUGUAUUUUUAAUUUGGGUUAAUAUUUUCGUAUGGCAUGAAUUUUGACCAAAAUAAACAUCCUGGCCAAUCUUUUCUAUCUAUAACAUCCUGACCCGAACUAUACACCAAAAUAAACAAUUUAGCCAGAU
Molecule: messenger RNA, 2528 nt
Organism: Linum trigynum
Lineage: Eukaryota; Viridiplantae; Streptophyta; Magnoliopsida; Malpighiales; Linaceae
Source: the annotation of a GenBank genome assembly